Molecule: messenger RNA, 3653 nt
Organism: Phycodurus eques (leafy seadragon)
Lineage: Eukaryota; Metazoa; Chordata; Actinopteri; Syngnathiformes; Syngnathidae
Product: potassium voltage-gated channel subfamily H member 5-like
Exons: 12
Coding region: 47-3091 (1014 amino acids)
Biological process (GO): potassium ion transmembrane transport; regulation of membrane potential
Cellular component (GO): membrane
Molecular function (GO): voltage-gated potassium channel activity
Source: RefSeq, a predicted model, not a curated record
CAGCGAGCAGCGAGCAGCGCCGAGUCUCCGCCCUGCAGCCUGCACCAUGCACGGGGGCAAAAGAGGACUGGUGGCCCCGCAAAACACCUUUUUGGAGAAUAUUGUGCGACGCUCCAGUGAAACCAGCUUCUUGCUGGGAAACGCGCAGAUCGUGGAGUGGCCGGUGGUGUACAGCAAUGACGGAUUCUGCAAGCUGUCCGGCUACCACAGAGCCGAGGUCAUGCACAGGAGCAGCACGUGCAACUUCAUGUACGGAGACUUGACCGACAGGACGACCGUCGACCACAUCCGACAAACCUUUGACGGCUACGAGUCCAACUUCUACGAGGUGCUGCUCUACACCAAAAACAGAACGCCCAUUUGGCUGUACAUGCAGGUGGCGCCCAUCCGCAACGAGAACGACAAGGUGGUGCUUUUCCUCUGCACCUUCCGAGACAUCACGCUCUUCAAGCAGCCCAUCGAGGACGAAGCCGCGCGAGGAUGGACAAAGUUCGCCAGGCUGACGCGAGCGCUAACCAACAAUCGCAACCUGGUCCAGCAGAUGGCGCCCCUGAGCAAGACGGAGGUCAGCCACAAGCCGUCCAGAUUGGCAGAGGCCCUCCAGCUGGGCUCCGACAUCCUCCCCCAGUACAAGCAGGAAGCCCCGAAAACCCCGCCGCACAUCAUCCUGCACUACUGCACCUUCAAGACCACGUGGGACUGGAUCAUCCUCAUCCUCACCUUCUACACGGCCAUCAUGGUGCCCUACAACGUGUCGUUCCGCACCAGGCAGAACAACGUGGCGUGGCUGGUGCUGGACAGCGUCGUGGACGUCAUCUUCCUGGUGGACAUCGUGCUCAACUUCCACACCACCUUCGUGGGCCCCGCCGGCGAGGUCAUCUCGGACGCCAGGCUCAUCCGCAUGAAUUACGUCAAGACCUGGUUCGUCAUCGACCUGCUGUCCUGUCUGCCCUACGACAUCAUCAACGCCUUUGAGCAUUUCGAAGAGGACUUUGUGACGCCGCCGUCCCCGCCGAGUCAUCUUCGCGACUCGUCAAACUUCCACAGGAACGGGACCAGGACGGAGGACUCGGUUCUGCCAGGUCUGAGCAGCCUGUUCAGCUCGCUGAAGGUCAUCCGGCUGUUGCGCUUGGGCCGAGUGGCCCGCAAGCUGGACCACUACCUGGAGUACGGCGCCGCCGUGCUGGUCUUGCUGGUGUGCGUCUUCGGCCUGGUGGCCCACUGGCUGGCCUGCAUCUGGUACAGCAUCGGCGACCACGAGGUCAUCGACGAGACCACCAACACCAUCAAGACGGACAGCUGGCUCUACCAGCUGGCGCUGAGCAUCGGGACGCCGUACCGCUACAACGCCAGCGGCACGGGGCGGUGGGAGGGCGGCCCCGACAAGGACACGCUCUACAUUUCCUCGCUCUACUUCACCAUGACCAGCCUCACCACCAUCGGCUUUGGCAACAUCGCGCCCACCACCGACGGGGAGAAGAUCUUCUCCGUGGCCAUGAUGAUGGUGGGAUCGCUGCUGUACGCCACCAUCUUCGGCAACGUGACCACCAUCUUCCAGCAGAUGUACACCAACACCAACCGCUACCACGAGAUGCUCAACAACGUGCGCGACUUCUUGAAACUCUACCAGGUCCCCAAAGGCCUCAGCGAGCGCGUCAUGGACUUCAUCGUGUCCACGUGGGCCAUGUCUAAGGGCAUCGACACGGAUAAGGUGUUGUCCAUCUGCCCCAAAGACAUGCGGGCGGACAUCUGCGUGCACCUCAACCGCCAGGUGUUCAACGACCAUCCGGCCUUCCGCCUGGCCAGCGACGGCUGCCUGCGCUCGCUGGCCGUGGAGUUCCAGACCACGCACUGCGCGCCCGGCGACCUCAUCUUCCACGUCGGCGAGAGCGUCGACACGCUCUGCUUCGUCAUCUCCGGCUCGCUCGAAGUCAUCCAGGACGACGAAGUCAUCGCCAUACUCGGCAAAGGCGACGUGUUUGGCGACGUCUUCUGGAAAGAGAGCACGAUGGCGCGAGCGUGCGCCAACGUGCGUGCGCUGACCUACUGCGACCUGCACGUGAUCCGACGAGACGCGCUGAUGCGGGUGCUGGACUUCUACACGGCCUUCGCGCACUCCUUCUCGCGCAACCUCAUCCUCACCUGCAACCUGCGCAAACGGGUGAUCUUUCGAAAGAUCGCAGACGUCAAGCGGGAGCAGGAGCGCCGGAGGAACGAGGUGGCGCUCUCCAUCCCCGACGACCACCCGGUCCGGAAGCUCUUCCAGAGGUUCCGGCAGCAGAGGGACGGCCAGACGCCGGGGGAAACGUCCCCGUACUUCGAUGGCGACUGCCCGCAGGAGAAGCCGCCGCACGCCGACGCAACUCGCGGCCGAGCUGAGAAGUCCGAACAAAACUGCAGCGCGGAUGCCGUGGGGUCUCAACCGAGGCCUUGCGCGGAGAAGCCGCCGAGCCAGGGGGUCAACAGAGUGGGGAACGGGGCGACUAGGGGGGCGGCCGCCUGCAGAGGAGGGGCUAGAGGGUGGGCAAAGUUUAAAAAUGCCGCCUCAGCUGCGCCUCCUCCUGUGGUCGGAGAGCAAGACAAAGGCCACGGCUGGGCCAAAGGAUCUCAGUCGUCGGAGCAAAUAGCAUCCAACAAGAACCAGAACCAGGGGGACGGCGGGGAGGCUGGGAUCACAGGGGGCGGCGCCGACGCAGGGGAAGCCACCGCCCUGCAUAAAACGGACUCGUGCGACAGCGGCAUCACCAAGAGCGACCUCCGCAUCGACCGAGUCGGCGACUCCAGGAGCUCCUUCGAGCGCAGCCCCAACGAGCGCAGCCCCAUGGAGCGGAACCCGUUCGGGCCCGGCGGCUGCGAGCGGGACCUCCCGCAGGCCGCGCUGUACGAGGCCAAGGUGGAGCUGAAGGCCGACAUCCGGACGCUGGGCGGCCGGCUCGCCGCGCUGGAGGCUCAGGUGGGCGAGAUCCUUCGGCUGCUCUCCGUCAGAAGGAGACUCUCGCUGCCGCCCACGUCCUCGCCAAGGCCCAGGUUUAGGAACCAAGACUCUGUUGCCGCCUUGGUUAGACUCCGAAAAGACGACGGGCCCUUUUGAGGGAACCGGUUACAAAUUUGAGUCCUCUACACGGGUACAAAGAAGGACCCCAGGAAGCAUUAGCUAGCUGGCCUGCCAAAGAAUUGCAUGAAAACAAUUUUAAAAAACACGUGACGGGGAUUUGACUGAUACAGUACAGUUGCUUUGGCAGCAUGUUGUGGCAUCUCCAGGCACUAGAGGCACCUGUUUUUUUUUUUUUUGGGGGGGGGGUGGUCAUCAAUGACUAUGUCGAUCACAAAAUAUUUAGAAUUGCCAUUAUUAACAGUUAAAACUGAAAAUAUAUCACAAACUAUGAUCCCAAAACACUACCCUUCAAAAUAAAUCAGCCUUACAGCUGAAUUGCACAUGUACAUCUCUCUCCGUAAUUUCCACUAACAAUCCAGGCUAAACUGAUCUCGUCUCAUGCUCGAGAUGUAUCGACUCUGCCGCCUCGGACUUCAUUUGGUUUUUGCAUUAUUCGUGAUGUCCCUAUAGGGUCAAAAAGGCUCAGUUGAAUAGCUGACUUGAAAAAAAAUGAAGUAAUUGUAGAGGGCGGUCACUCACCCUGGUUUCCAGAUUUUAG